CCUCUUUUUUUUUCCAAUCAUGGCAUCAAUCCUCCUCAAAACCCUAAUCGGCUUCGGUGCCAUCACUCCUCCUCCCAAAUCCUCUUCCCUUCAUCCCAAUUCCACCAGAAUUUCUCCCAUUUCUUGCCGGAAUAGCUACUCCCGGUUUGGUUUUUCAGUUCAUUCCAGCAAUUCCUUGUUUGAUGCUGCCUUUUCUGUUGGAUUUGGAGCCAUGAGGCGGGGGUUUUGGGCUUCUAAUGCGGUCUCUAAUGGUGGGUCUGGUGGUGACGGAGGUUUUCGAGGGUGGGAUGGAAGUGGGGGGUCGAGUGGAGGAGAUGAGGGCGGGGAUGAUGUUUCUUCCAUCUUUCAAUGGUACUCAAUGGCUCUUGAUAAACACCCAGUGUUAACAAAGUCCAUCACAUCUGCACUUUUAACUCUUAUCGGAGAUUUAAUCUGCCAGCUUAUGAUCGAACAAGCAUCUAAAUUGGAUUUAAAGCGAAGCUUAAUCUUUACUACCUUAGGAUUUGUGUUGGUGGGCCCCACGUUGCACUUCUGGUAUCUAUCCUUGAGUAAUUUGGUAACAACAACUGGUGCGUCAGGUGCAUUUUUACGUCUAUUGCUUGAUCAGUUUCUCUUCUCUCCCAUCUUCAUAGGAGUUUUUCUAUCCUUAGUUGUUAUCUUAGAGGGGAGGCCUUCUCAAGUUGUACCAAAGCUCAAACAGGAAUGGCCUUCAUCAGUGGUAGCAAAUUGGCAGUUAUGGAUACCUUUUCAAUUUCUCAACUUCCGAUUUGUCCCCCAACAAUUUCAGGUUCUUGUUGCUAAUUUUGUGGCUCUUGCCUGGAAUGUGAUACUAUCAUUCAAAGCUCAUAGAGAAGUGGUUCUGAAAUAGAGACAACUACUUUUCGAGUAUUCGGAGAAUAGCCAAGAUCAAAAUUGUUGGCAAGAUAUAUUCAUGCCGACUAUUAAGAGCCUCACUUAACCUCUCGUCGGCUAUUUAACACCUGAUACUUUUUCAAGAGUCGUUUUUGCUCUCUUCGGUCAUGGUUGACAAGAAGAAAAUGACCGAUGAGGUUUUCUUUAGUUUGAAAUAUGAAAUUUUGGUUUAUUUACUCUGCUUGAUGUGCUCUGGAUCUUUGAUCAUUUCUUGAAGAUCUUAGUUUUAAAAAAUGCCUAGCUUGUAAUGCCAACCUUCCCAUCCUGAAAUGCAGGUCAUUUAUGGAAUAUUCUUCAUCAUUGAUAUCA
Messenger RNA from Dioscorea cayenensis subsp. rotundata (Guinea yam), 1221 nucleotides. RefSeq names its product protein Mpv17-like. NCBI's taxonomy places the organism in Eukaryota, Viridiplantae, Streptophyta, Magnoliopsida, Dioscoreales, Dioscoreaceae. The coding region runs from base 20 to 868 and encodes 282 amino acids. The transcript has 8 exons. Gene Ontology annotation, cellular component: membrane; cytoplasm. The record is from RefSeq and is a predicted model, not a curated record.